Molecule: messenger RNA, 1141 nt
Organism: Rhipicephalus microplus (southern cattle tick)
Lineage: Eukaryota; Metazoa; Arthropoda; Arachnida; Ixodida; Ixodidae
Product: very long chain fatty acid elongase AAEL008004
Biological process (GO): fatty acid elongation, monounsaturated fatty acid; very long-chain fatty acid biosynthetic process; fatty acid elongation, polyunsaturated fatty acid
Cellular component (GO): endoplasmic reticulum membrane
Molecular function (GO): fatty acid elongase activity
Source: RefSeq, a predicted model, not a curated record
UCGGCAAAAAAAGAGGAAAGCCCGGCCUUGGUGGCUUUCUCCGGCGCAAGGUGCAUUGACUCUGGGAGAGAGGGUCCGAUCGCUGGCGCACGCUCGCGCCGUAUAAGAGGCGCGGGGGGCCCGAUCUGGGCCAGUCGAGCAUGGCGAACACCGAGGACAUACCCGCGCAGCACCACUCGCUGUCGUCCAUGCUGUUCUCGGGGGGUGACCCCCGGGUGCGGCAUUGGCCCCUGAUGGGAUCGCCGGCGGUCAUCGUGUCCAUCCUGGCCGGUUACCUUUACUUCUCGUUACGCCUCGGGCCGGCGCUCAUGAAGAACCGGAGGCCCUUCCCCAUCCGGCCCUUGGUGGUGGCCUACAACGUGGUCAUGGUACUGCUCAGUGUCUACUUCUUCGUCCUCACGCUACGGCUCACCUACCUGCGCGACGCGACGCCGCUCCUGCAGCGCUACGACUUCUUCUGCCAGGGCACCGACACGACGUCCAGCGCGGGCCCUCUGCUCUACCACGGCUGGUUUUACAUGCUCAUGAAGGUCGGCGAGCUGCUCGACACGGUGUUCUUUGUGUUGCUCAAGAAGAACAGCCACAUCAGCUUCCUGCACCUGCUGCACCACUCGCUGGCCCUGUCCACCGUCUGGAUGGACAUCAACAACGGCAUCACCGGCCAGGUCGCCAUGUUCCCCAUCCUUAACACGGCCGUGCACAUGGUGAUGUACACCUACUACGGCCUCGCCGCCCUGGGGCCGUCGCUGCGGCCGAACCUGUGGUGGAAGAAGUACGUCACCCAGCUGCAGAUCAUCCAGUUCUUCUUCCUCAUGGUGCACGGCGGAAUUCCCAUCUUCUACGACUGCGGCUUCCCGCGUAUCAUGGCGUACUUCAUGGUGCUCGAGACGGCUCUGUUCACGGGACUAUUUUCGGAUUUCUACUACCGCAAUUACCUUCUACGCAAAGAGCAAUGAUAAGCGCGUCGUCGCCACCCAUCAAGGACCUAUUGUCGUCGGUGUGUCGCUGUGUCAAUGCGCCUCACUCUCUCCUGUCCUCUUGUACAUAGUUCACCGCGCGCGCGUGCAUGUGUCGUGUUCAUGUUCCGGUUUCUUUAUUUUUUUAGCCCCAUUGAAAUAAACCAGUGCUUGCACAUUCCUCA